AUGUCUCCAACCUCAGUCCGCGAGGGUGGUCCAGACCUCAAAGGCCCCCUCGACUUCAAAGAUAGCCCCUUAAGCAAAGCCUCACGACAACCUCUUCUCCUAGGCCUCUUCCUCAACCUCCAAGACAUCAACUUCUCCACGCACCCAACGACAAAUACGUGGACCUUUGACUACAAUGUCUCCCUCGUCAAGCGCGCCGAGCAACUCGGCUUCGAACUGGCCUUCAGCCGCACCCAAUGGCUCCCCAAAGGCGGCUACGACGGCGAGGCCUCGCUGGACGCCUUUGUCGCCCUCGGGGCCAUGGCAGCUGUGACUAAGUCGAUUCUGCUCAUCUCUACUAUGCACGUCCUCUACGGACCCCUUCAUCCCUUGCAUAUUGCAAAGUACGGCGCUACGCUGGAUCACAUCGCCAAGGGUCGUUGGGGCAUCAACGUGGUGACGGGUCAUCGGGCUAUCGAGCACGAGAUGUUUGGAAAGCAGCGUAUCGAACACGACCAGAGGUACACCAUGGCUGGCGAGCUGUUUGACGUAGUCAACAGUCUUUGGAACGAAACGGAGAACAUCUCCUACGAGGGAAAAGUGUCGCCGUGGCGCCUCGAGAACGCGUGGGUCACACCCAAACCGCAUUAUGGCCGCCCGAUCCUCGUCAACGCGACGGGCUCGCCCGCGGGCAUCGAAUUCGCCGCGCGGUACUCUGACCUCAUAUUCAUCACCUCGCCGGGGACAGCUCACAUUGAUAGCGCGCUUGAGACGCUGCCGGCUCACAUUGCCAAUAUCAGAGCCGCUAUCGAGGCGCAGGCCCGCAGCGGGGUUAAGAUCAUCAUCAACCCCAUCAUUGUCUCCCGGGAUACGCCCGAGGAGGCGUUGGCGUAUGCGGAAAGCAUCGCUGAGGGUACCAAGAAGGUCCAGGCCGAUGUCAAGAAGUUUGGGACGGCGAACGGGGCGUAUGAUAGUGAUGCCCAUGCCUGGCGGGGCAGGAAGGAUGCCAAAGAGAACAAGGGGCUGAAUCUGGGAGGCAAUAUUGAGAUUAUCGGGUCGCCGGAGCAGGUCGUUGAGCAACUAGGUGCGUUGCACAAGGUUGGGAUCGAUGGUGUCCAAAUCAACUUUUACGAUUUCGCACCAGAUUUAGAGUACUUUGGUGAGAAGAUCUUGCCGCUACUCAAGGAAGCUGGGCUACGGGUAGACUGA
Messenger RNA from Colletotrichum godetiae, 1188 nucleotides. Its product is annotated as luciferase-like monooxygenase. Gene Ontology annotation, molecular function: oxidoreductase activity, acting on paired donors, with incorporation or reduction of molecular oxygen. The record is from RefSeq and is a predicted model, not a curated record. NCBI's taxonomy places the organism in Eukaryota, Fungi, Ascomycota, Sordariomycetes, Glomerellales, Glomerellaceae. Bases 1 to 1188 code for a protein of 395 amino acids. The transcript has a single exon.